Messenger RNA from Symsagittifera roscoffensis, 3066 nucleotides. Its product is annotated as gamma-tubulin complex component 5-like. The transcript has 2 exons. Bases 43 to 3003 code for a protein of 986 amino acids. The record is from RefSeq and is a predicted model, not a curated record. Gene Ontology annotation, molecular function: microtubule minus-end binding; gamma-tubulin binding. Gene Ontology annotation, cellular component: equatorial microtubule organizing center; centrosome; spindle pole. Lineage: Eukaryota; Metazoa; Xenacoelomorpha; Acoela; Convolutidae. Gene Ontology annotation, biological process: meiotic cell cycle; cytoplasmic microtubule organization; mitotic cell cycle.
GAACUGAUUUUUCUUUCAAAUAGUGUUAUCAUUCAGGUUGCAAUGUUUUCGUAUAACAAAAAGGCUGAGCGCCUGGUGCGAGACCUCAUUAGUCGUAUCACCGCAGAUGAUAAUGAAAAUUCCGACUCUGUUUCGAAGUUGGAAAAGCAAAUUAAAUCAACCCUGAAGCACCAUCGCUUUCUUGACGUCAACAGUCACGAGAUUAAGAGAACAAUCGAAGGUCUUGAAACUAAACUGAGAGUACAUAAUAAGAUACCAGAAGCUGAUUUACUGCAAGAUUUGUUCGAUAAAUUCAUUCAUUUUGGUUUUGAGGAAAACUCAGCUCUAAGUGAUUUUAACUUCUCAUGUGUGUCAUUUCUGCAUUUAUGUGCCUAUCAGCCUACUGAAAAUGAUUUCACACCUGAGCUGAAAGGGGUUCAAAAAGAAAACGACGACGAAGACAUAAAGUUGUGGACGGAAUGGUUAAUAAGUAACCGGAAGGCAAAUGGUUUUAUUGAAGAUAACAUGGAUGAUCAUGAAAAUGAUUCCGAACUAAGUGAUUGGGAUUUAGAAGCUGAUAGUGAUAAUCCGGAGGAUAAUAGAAUUGAACCACGGAGCGGUUUGCGUUUAGAUAGAAAUUUUAAAAAUCAGCAUCAAAAUGAACCAAUAGUUGUCGAGGCAUCGGAUGAUGAGCAUGAGCAAAAAACGGACAUUGAUGAGAACUCAGCAAAUGAUAGUUCAGACGACAGCCAAUUUAACCUGAAACAAGUUGAAUAUACUUUCGAAAAUCUAGAUGACCGCAAUUUCUACUGGCGACCAAAUCGCGGGUUCGACAAAGCGCUGCUAGAAUUGACAUUGGAUAUAAAAAACGACGAUAACUCUUUUUUCGCGAAAUCGUAUUUAGCUUUGAGAAGUAGCAAUCCUUUGCUUCGGCCUGUUAAAAGUUCAUCGAUUUGCCUAACUGAAUCUCUUAUAAUUCGUGAGUGCAUAUGGUCGCUACUCAGCAACGAGAUAAAUUUGACGAUUUUCAUAAAAGCGCAAAAUAAUGAUGAGUUUAUCGUCAAUCCUGAUGUAUUUCUGACUCAUUUGAGCUUCUCAUCUCUGAAAAGUACAUUAGCUAGUUUCAUGAAGUUUAGAAACGAUGUUACGAUUUGUCGUCAACUUUGCGCAGAGUUUGAACCUGUAGUUAGCUGUGUUGCUCUUACUGAAUUUGCGCAGUCAGCUAGGAAUGAAAUUCUUGAACCAUUUGAAAAUUUUCUCCUGAAUAUUGAACAAAAAACUAAGGAUAGCUAUACCACCUACUCACUUCUGAGUUUCUACCAAGAUGCUACAGACUGGAGAAUUCUUUUUGGCUUUUUGGCGGAAAUUUGCAACAGAAUUUUCCAUAAAUUGUACGAAGUUUCAUCUUUUCCGGAGAAAGAAAGCUCGAACAAUGGUACAGCGACGUUAACGUUAUUUGUCUUAAAACAGGCAAGCUAUAUGUUGAAUAAAUUUCUGCUAGGACUUUCAAAACCCAAAUGUUUGAGCUUGCAAGCAUUUGUUAAUAUCUUUACUAGCACUUGGGGUGCCAGUUUGAAAAUUGUGGAAAACUGGAUAAAGUUGGGUUGUUUGGACAAAACCAGAGCAAAUGAAUUUUUCAUUAAAAGAAAUGCUGCUAUUGAAAUAGUUUCGGCAAUGUUUUGGAAACAAGCCUUUGUUCUCGAAGGUGAAACGCGGAAUUUUUUGAGCGAACACGACAGGAAUUUCUUCUUGAAACUUGCUGAUGUGGCAAAAGCGGUAGAAAUGAUAACUAAUUCUAAGAUAGCUUUACCGAAUGGAUUUCCACCAGAUAUUGUGGCAGCGUUCAAAAAGGAAACGAAUGCGUAUUUUGAGCUUCCAGAAAUUACUUUUCGUAAUAAAAGUAUUGACGACGCAAACUUAUACCUACAGGAGUCUAUUCUUGAUGUUGAAAUCAAAACAGUUCUUCGAAAUGAAUCUGAAAAUCUACUUGAGAAGAUAUGUACAAAGACUUCGAGCCCGGUUUAUAAGCGGAAUAUUUAUCGGGCUAAAUUUCCCGCUUAUAAAAUAAUUUUGAAAGAACUUAACGUGGCAAACAUUUUGCUUCUGUCGGAGAUCAAAACAUCUGAAAUGAAUCUUUUUACAAGAGGAGUAUCAGCACUAUACUUAUUUCAGUCUAAUUCUUCAGAAAUGCACGAUUUUCUGUUUGAGCUAUUUGAAGAUUUGUCUUUGAAGCGAAAGUGGAAAGAUCCAACAAUGUUGACUUUGAAACUACAAGAUGUUUUCGAGAACUCAAACAGUGGACUUACUGAAGAUUUCUAUGAAAAUAUUGUGGCUUCAUUGAAUAGCAACGAAAGUUCAAAUCAACCAAAUGUCAAUCAGAAUAUGAUUAAUCAAUUGAGUGAACUGAAAAUCAUGCUCAAUGUUUGGUGGCCUGUCAGCGUGGUAUUUUCUCCUGAUAUUUUCUACACGCUCAAUAAGGUUUUCGUGUUUUUGUCUCAAAUUAAAUGGGCAAAGUAUGCGACAACGAGACUGAAGUUAUCUUCCCUUCAGCGCUAUUUUAGAAGUCAAAAAGACGGUGGCGGUAGACUGAAGAAUCUGUUUUACAGAUUUCGCUUCAGAAUUAUUCAUUUUGUCAAUGUGCUGGAAACAUAUUUCAUGACCAGAGUAAUACACGCUACUCAUAAUUCUCUGAACGAAAAUAUCUCCAAGGCUCGAACGAUAAACGAUGUUUUGGAUUCAGUUAAUGAAUUUGCGACUACUUUGACGAACAGGUGUCUUCUGAACAAAGAGUCCGGCAAAGUGCGUUCAGCUCUGAUGUCAGCGUUGAACACUUUCCUGCUUUUUGUGAAACAGUCUGAGAAAAUGACGUGUUCCGAUGUGAAUCUGGAAUCAAUUGCGCCUGGAAUUGAACAAGCCUACCAGACAUUUGACAACAUAUAUUUGUUCAUACAGUCUUUGCUGAGGAAACUCGUCAAAAGAGGUUCUUUUCAACACCUUGAAUCCCUAGCUUUUGCUCUCUCGUAGAUGUUAAAAUUAGAACUAUUGUAUAAUUUAGUUUGGUAAUCUGAAAUUGAACUUUAUUUUAAA